This is a messenger RNA of Prorocentrum cordatum, 1288 nucleotides long. The record is from the annotation of a GenBank genome assembly. Lineage: Eukaryota; Dinophyceae; Prorocentrales; Prorocentraceae.
GCCGCCCCCCGCGGCCCUGCGCGUGGCGCCCUCCCCGUCUCUCCGCCCCUCCCCGUGGCCCCCUCGCGGCCCCCGCCCCCCGAUCCGCGGCGACUCUGCCCCAGGCCUCCCGGCCCGAGAAGCCUCCGCCAGCGGCGCGGCGGCGCACCCGUGGCGGAGCAGCUCCCUGGCGGCCUUUUGGCGCCCUCCGCCGGGCCGGGCCAUGCGCGCCUCCCUCCUCGACGGCUCCGCGGCGGAGCCGCCAGCCCCCGCGCGGGGGGCCGCCCGGGCCGCCGCCGGGGCCGCCGUCGGGGCGGCCGCCCUGGCGCUGCUCCUGGUCGCGCGGGCGGGCGACGGCGGGCCUGCUGGCCGAGGAUCCCCUCGCGGUCUCGGAGCUCGGGCUGGUGCUCUUCUCCUCGAUCUCGCCGGUGCAUCUUUCUGAAGGCAGCGGCGAGCCUGAGGGUGUCGGGCCUCGCGGGCCUCGCGGGCAGGCUCGGGUUCCCCUGCCCAGGCUUCCUGGGCCUUCUGGGCUUUCUGACCCUCUUGGUCGGGCCCGCACUGGUCCUCGUGGGGCCGUUCGUGCACUGCGCGCUGGCGUCCAUCGUGGGCGCCAAGAUGCUCCUCGUCUUCCUCGCCGUCGCCACGUAUACGGGGCAUUGGAAGCCGAUGCGCUCGGCCGAGGACGACACAAGCGCGGUUUUUCACAUGCGGGCCGUCAUGGGCAACCUUUCGAUCAUGGGUGGCUGUGUUGCCAUUGUUGGAUUCGCCCUCCGAGAUCUGCAUUGUACAGGUGUCUUCCAACCCUAUUUUCAGUGGUGGCGGUAUCACUCUUUCUUUGUUGUGGAGUUCGGCCGUGUGGUUUUGGUUCUUACCUUCCUGAAGUCUGCCUUCCAGCUGAGGAUCAGGGGCUUCGUGGGCAUCGCAACACAUUUUGGCUUCCCGUGCGCGCCCAUCAUGGGCUUCGGAGCAUUCGCGAGCAACCUUGUCGGGUCGGCCUGCGUGGUCAUCGGGCCGCUUCUGCCGCGCGCCCUUCUCGCGGCCUCCACUUCGAUUGCGGGUGCACUUCUCCUCAUCGUGUUCUUGGUGGUUGCUACGUACGUGGGACAUUUCAGGGCCCUUGGCGCUGGGACCGGUCAAGAGCAGCGUGAGCAUGUGCUCCUGCUGGCGAAGAAUGUGUCGGUCGUCGGAGCUCUGAUCACUGUCAUCGGCUUCGACCUGGCCGGCCUGUGAGCUGCGGUCGCGCGGCCCGCGUGGUCAGCAUGCCCGCUCUCGCGAGAGACGCUCUUCCAGUGAUCCGCUCUCCUCCCCG